CUGAUUGUCGGAGCAUCAGGAGGAGCGCGAGGAGGAGCAGAGCGGACACCAUGAGCUGCAGCUGGGGCACCGAGCUCUGGGAUCAGUUUGAUAACUUGGAAAAACACACCAGCUGGGGAAUCGACUUCCUGGAGAGAUACAGCAAGUUUAUAAAAGAGAGAGCCGACAUCGAGCUGAGCUACGCCAAACAGAUCAGGAGUCUGUCUAAGAAGUAUCACCCGAAGAGAAGCAGAGAGGAUGAAAGCAGGUACACGUGGUGUUUGGCGUUUGCAGCGACUCUCCAGCAGCUGAAUGAACUUGCGGUUCAGAGAGAAGAACUCGCUGAGAACCUGAACACACAGAUCGCGUGUGAGCUGACUCGAUACACACAGGAAGUGAAGACUGAGAGGAAGACGCAUUUUCAAGAUGGCCGCCGUGCCCAGCAGCACAUUGAGAGCUCGUGGAAACAGCUGGAGUCUAGCAAGCGUCGGUUUGAGCGUGACUGUAAGGAGGCGGAGCGAGCUCAACAAGUCUCCGACAGAAUCGACCUCGACAACAAGACAGACGGAGAGAAGCGCUGCUCACUGAAGGCUCGUCAGACGGCUCAACAGAAAAAACAAGCUGCUGAAGAGUCCCGGAAAGAAUAUGUGACCAGUUUAAAUCAGUUUAACCAGGACCAGCACCAGCACUACCACACCCUGGUGCCAGUUAUAUACCAGCGAAUCCAGGACAUGGAGGAGCGGCGGAUUGAGAGAAUCUGUGAAGCGAUGCGUUCGUCAGCCGAGGCGGAGAGAAAAGUUCUUCCUGUUGUGAGUCGCUGUCUGGACGUCAUGAUGGACGCUUCCGAGGGCAUUCAGCCCCGCAUGGACACCCAGCAGGUGGUGGAGGUGUAUAAGUCAGGCUUCGACCCCCCAGGUGACGUGGAGUUUGAAGACUACAGCGCCACCAUGAGGAGGAGCAUCUCUGAGUCCAGUUACCUCGACAACCGUACAGAGGGGCGGAGACACAGCAGGAAGCUGUGGCCAUUCAUACGCAAAAACAAGCUGUUGACCCUCCUCUCCUCCCCCCGCCAGCCUCCCCCUCCACCCCCGACCUCCCCAUCACCUGGAGGCGUGGCCAACAGUCCCCAGUCCCCACCCCCUGCCUCUAGAGAGCCAAUCACACAGCGGCUGAAUGAGCUGAUGAGCUCUGGCUCCAGAACCAGGAAGCAGUGUCUGCGCAGCCUCAAGAGAGGGCUGUCCCUCAAACUGGGCUCUGGUCCUGCAGACUGCAGUCAUCUUCCUCCUGAACAGAGAAGAAAGAAACUUCAAACCAGAAUCAACAACAUCAACGAGGAGAUCCAGAGAGAGAGAGAGCAGAGAGAUGCUCUGUUGAAAAUGAGGGAGGUGUAUGAACGUAGUCCUCAGAUGGGCGACGCCGGCAGUCUGGAGCCUCGACUGGAGGAAGUGAAGCAGAGUCUGCAGAGACUGGACGACGAGCUCAGGAGGAAUCAGGCGUGGCUGUCAGAGGCCGACAGCAGACUCUCUGAUCACAGCAGUAGAAGACAGAGUGGAGGUUGUGGGUUAAAUUCCCAGGCGAUGAUGCCAGGCAGCAGUAGCCUGAAAACAGCUGGACAACCGCAGUCCAGCCAGCAGAGAGAGUCAGUUUUUGGCUGGAAUGACAGACAGGAAGCAAGAAGUGUUGACGGUGACUCAGUCGAUCGUCCUGAUGGCAGCUACACUGAAGACCACAGUGCAGAGCUUCACUUUAAGUCUCGUAGUUCAGAGUUUGACGAUGACUUUGAUGAUGAAGAACCGUUACCAAGUAUCGGCACCUGCAAGUCCCUCUACCCGUUCCAAGGUCAGAAUGAAGGCACCCUGUCGAUGGUGGAGGGGGAACUACUUUCUGUGGUGGAAGAGGAUAAAGGAGACGGUUGGACCAGAGUGCGGAGGAACCUGGAGGAGGAGGGAUAUGUCCCCACCUCCUACAUCAAAGUCUUCCUGGACGCCAGCGCCAAAGGCUUUGUGCAGAGUAGUCGGCUAGUCUAGCACAGUAAUCGACCAGUGAGGACGUCUCGCCACAGGAAGUGAUGUAACGGAAAGAGCUGCGAGGAAGUCCUGGGCCACGUUCAGCCCCGACAAAACGUAGCAGCACGUUUAUUUAAACUGUAACGGGGGUGCGUUGAUCAUCCUGCUGUGAGCGAUCUGCCUUUUUAUCCCCACGAGUUUACAGACACGUCUCUGCUGAUUGGCUAUCAGCUGGGAUACAGCCAAUACACCAGAGACACGCCCACCAAACCAGAGAAAACAGAACUCAGAUCUGUUUCACAUCGUUCAGAGGAAACAUGUCGUUCAACCAGGAAACCGUAGCAACACGGUGCACACUGUUUAGAGAUUGAACGUUCCCCUGGAGCAGCUUCAUAGAGAGGGGAAGUCCCGCCCCUUCCUGUGUCCACCAUGGGACUUUAUUUCAGUAAAAAUGUGUCUGGUAGUAAACGGGGAGAGACAGAUCGUCUUUAGAUCCUGUUUGAGUUGAGCCAUUAAUGCUGCAUUAUGCUUGUCAGUUUAAAGAUCAUUUAUCAAGUGAAGAAAGUUCCGUGUUCACUACCGGACACAUUUUUACUAAAUAUGGAAGGGAUUUCUAUUGGAUAGAUUAACUUUUCAGAUAUCAUCUGCCAAUCAGAU
Molecule: messenger RNA, 2642 nt
Organism: Perca flavescens (yellow perch)
Lineage: Eukaryota; Metazoa; Chordata; Actinopteri; Perciformes; Percidae
Gene: fnbp1a
Product: formin binding protein 1a
Exons: 19
Coding region: 51-2006 (651 amino acids)
Biological process (GO): signal transduction
Molecular function (GO): protein binding
Source: RefSeq, a predicted model, not a curated record